Molecule: messenger RNA, 687 nt
Organism: Cephus cinctus (wheat stem sawfly)
Lineage: Eukaryota; Metazoa; Arthropoda; Insecta; Hymenoptera; Cephidae
Exons: 1
Coding region: 1-687 (228 amino acids)
Biological process (GO): DNA integration
Molecular function (GO): nucleic acid binding
Source: RefSeq, a predicted model, not a curated record
AUGGAUGGAAAAAAGUUAGCGGUGGUGAAGGAACUGCAUAGACCUGCCAGGAGAAAUUACCAGCGCCGGCACGUUGACGUCCGUGGAUUGGACGAGACUUGGCAAGCGGAUCUCGUUAACAUGUCAGCGUACGCCAGAGAGAACCGCGGAUACAGGUAUCUGCUCACCGUCAUCGACAUAUUUUCAAAGUUUGCUUGGGCCGUGCCCACCAAGAGCAAGAACGCUAAAGACGUAACAGCAGCCUUGAGAUCUGUACUGGCGAAGGGUCGAAUUCCGAAGAAAUUGCAUGUUGACCAAGGCCGAGAGUUUUACAAUUCCGAAUUCAAGGAUCUUAUGCAAAAGCACGAAGUCAAGACCAUACUUAAACGACCAAAGUUUAAAAUCGGCGACAGAGUACGAAUCAGCAAAUUUAAACACAUCUUCGAGAAGGGCUACACACCCAAUUGGACAACCGAAAUUUUCACCGUAAGUCGAGUGAAGAAUACCGAUCCGGUGACGUACAAUCUCAAGGACUACCAGGAUCAUUCCAUCGAAGGCGGCUUCUACGAGCAUGAACUUACCAGCGUCAAAUAUCCCGAUAUAUAUCUUGUGGAGAAGAUACUGAGGAAACGUGGAAACAAGCUAUUUGUGAAAUGGUUAGGGUUCGAUGGUUCGCACAAUAUUUGGAUCGAUAAGUCGGAUUUGUAG